AUGGCUGAAUGUCGUGUAGUCAUUUAUAUUAAAUCAGAUACCUAUUUAUGGAUUUGUGAUGUUUGGUCACGCUAUCUGCCAUGCGUAAUUCAAUUAUUAAUUUUGUCUAAUUUGAAAGAACUUGUGGAAAAUCGUCAUGCCGUUGAACGUGACACGGUAUUACAAGCUGAAAGUGCGUUGUGGCUAGAGCUCCGUAGAUGCCUGUUGACAGCCUCAUCAUUCAGCAAGAUUUGCAAGAGACGACCCAACAUAAGCUCAGCACCUCUUGUGAAGUCCAUCGUAUACUCGUAUUCGUUGGACAAAGUGCCAGCCAUAGAAUAUGGUAAAAGUAAUGAAAAAUCUGCUAUAGACCAACUACAGCAACAAGAAAACAUCGUUGUGGAAAAGUGUGGACUUUUCAUCGACAAAGAGCAUUAUUUCUUGGGUGCAUCUCCCGAUGGUCUCUACAACCAGGGAAUUAUUGAAAUAAAAUGUCCAUAUUCUGCACGCAACAUGGAUGCUGAGGAAGCGAUAAGGCAGCGCAAAAUUAAAUUUUGGAAAUUGGACGGCACCGUUAAUACCAACCACGAUUGGUAUUACCAAAUUCAGGGGCAGCUUCACAUUAGCGAAAAGAAAUUGUGUCUUUUUGCUGUGUGGACUGGUCAACAAUUUCCACUUAAAGUGGAAGUAAUAUCAAGGGACGAGGGUUUUUGGUGCCAAAAAAUGAAACCGAAAUUAAUCAAUUUCUACGAAAAGUGCCUCUUACCUGAAUAUAUCGACCCCAGGAAAAGCCGGUCGAUGCCAAUCAGGAGCACUUGUUUGUAA
Molecule: messenger RNA, 804 nt
Organism: Pieris macdunnoughi
Lineage: Eukaryota; Metazoa; Arthropoda; Insecta; Lepidoptera; Pieridae
Source: the annotation of a GenBank genome assembly